Messenger RNA from Salvelinus fontinalis (brook trout), 6738 nucleotides. Its product is annotated as thyroid hormone receptor-associated protein 3-like. Bases 1540 to 4434 code for a protein of 964 amino acids. Lineage: Eukaryota; Metazoa; Chordata; Actinopteri; Salmoniformes; Salmonidae. Gene Ontology annotation, cellular component: mediator complex. Gene Ontology annotation, biological process: positive regulation of transcription by RNA polymerase II. Gene Ontology annotation, molecular function: DNA binding; transcription coregulator activity. The record is from RefSeq and is a predicted model, not a curated record. The transcript is spliced from 11 exons.
AUAUCUUUUUUUUAAGGUAGUGGCAUGGAUCAUUAAACCAGUCAGUAUCUGGUGUGACCACCAUUUGCCUCAUGCAGCACAACACAUCUCCUUUGCAUAGUUGAUCAGACUGUUAAUUGUGGCCUGUGGAAUAUUGGCCCAUUCCUUUUCAAUGGAUGGGCGAAGUUGAUGGAUAUUGGCGGGAACUGGAACAUGCUGUCGUACACUUCGAUCCAGAGCUUCCCAAACGUGCUCAAUGGGUGACAUGUCUGGUGAGUAUGCAGGUCAUGGAAGAACUGGGACAUUUUCAGCUUCCAGGAAUUGUGUACAGAUCCUUACGACAUGGGGCUGUGUAUUAUCAUGCUGAAACAUGAGGUGUUGGCGGCGGAUGAAUGGCACGACAAUGGGCCUCAGGAUCUCGUGACGGUAUCUCUGUGCAUUCAAAUUGCCCUCGAUAAAAUGCACUUGUGUUCAUUGUACAUAGCUUAUUCCUGCCCAUACCAUAACACUACCAGCCACCAUGGGGCACUCUGUUCACAAAGUGGACAUCGGCAAACCGCCUGCCCACACAACGCCAUACACGUAGUCUGCGGUUGUGAGGCCGGUUGGACGUACUGCCAAAUUCUCUAAAACGACGUUGGAGGUGUCUUAUGGUAGUGAAAUUAACAUUCAAUUAUCUGGUAACAGCUCUGGUGGACAUUACUGCAGUCAGCAUACCAAUUGCACACUCCCUCAAAACUUGAGACAUCUGUGGCAAUGCGUUGUGUGCCAAAACUGCACAUUCUAGUGGCCUGUUAUGGUCCCCAGCAAGAGGUAAUGUGUAAUGAUCAUGCUGUUUCAUCGGCUUCUUGAUAUGCCACCAUUGUCAAGUGGAUGGAUUAUUUUGGCAAAGGAGAAAUGCUGACUAACAGGGAUGUAAACACAUUUGUGCACAAUAUUUGAGAGAAAAUAAGCUUUUUUUGCGAAUGGAAAAUUUCGGGAAUCUUUUAUUUCAGCUCAUGCAACAUGGACCCAACACUUUCCAUGUUGCGUAUAUAUUUUUGUUCAGUGUAUGUUUGACGAGGGAAUAACAGGAAGGAAAUUUGACCUGCGUGCGCUGAGCACUGAGCAGCACUCACACCCCCUGCUGCGCUGCGAAGGAAGGUUCUACUGUAGUCAGUAUUAUAGCUUCGUAUUGUAUGCGUUCUCGGAUAAUUUCUCCACUUUGAAUUCAUUCCUCGGGAGCGCACAGCGCAGUGUCGCAAUACAACUGCUCUAGUUAUUUAAUGUGGCAUGAAUAUAAAACGGACCUGAUAAAAAGCUUGUUGAACGAGCUGAUAAACGUCAUUCCCGCACAUUUUUCGGUCAAUAAGAUGCUUGACACACAGUAGCCAAAGUUAACUCAACUGGCCUGUUUAUUCGGACUGCAACCUAUCAUCGAAAAUUACUUGGUUGACAGUGUGACAAAACGGAUCCUCCGCCGACUGUCACCCAAGAAGCUAUACGACCCGGACCCGCCAGAGGAGCGUGAAAAAAACAGAACUAUCGGAGGCUGUUGUCUCAAAGAGGUAGCUUGCAGUGAUGUCCAAGGCAACGAAGUCAGCCUCCAAGUCUCGGUCCCACUCCCGCUCCAGAAGCAGCUCACGAUCCAGAUCUCGGAAACAUCGCUACAGCUCUAGGUCCCGCACUCGCUCGCGCUCCAGAUCUCAUUCUCCAUCCCACAAUAACCGAGAACGGAACUACCCAAGGGAGUACCAGAAUAAUAACCGCGAGUUCCGGGGCUACCACCGAGGCUUCCGGAGGCCCUACUACUUCAGAGGCCGAGGGAGUGGCUACUUCCCACGGGGGCGCUUCCAGAGGGGUGGGGGAGGCGGCUAUAACAACUACCGCCCCAAUAACUGGCAGAACUACAGGCAGCACCCCCAACAGCAGCAGCAGCAACAACAACAGCAGCAGCAGCAACAACCCCACAGCCCUAGACGGGGACGAUCCCGUACCCCUAAAAAGCGCUCUGGUAGCCCUCAUUCCCACAGCCACUCCAAGUACUCGGACCGCUCUUCCUCGCCCCGAUCCCGGCGUUCCCACCACUCCUCUUCCUCACAUUCCUCCUCUCCCACACGCAGGUCGGGCUCUGGGUCGGCUACGCAGAACUCUAAGGAUGUCAAGGAGGAGCGUUCUGCCUCCAAGGAGGUCCAGAAGAAAGGAGGAGGAGGAGGACAUGGUGAGCCCGUGGAGAACACAGGGGGGUCUGCAGGGCCUGAUGGGGGCGACAGUGGGGACAAGCCCAAGGCUAACUGGCAGGGCGUGACGGAUCACAGCAACAGCCCCAAGGGGUCAAGUCCUCAGGUGCGCUCAGCUGUUAUCAUUGGUCAGGGCGCUCCAGCUUCGACCCAGUCUAGUCCCUCUCCUAAAAGCACUAAUGCUAAUGGCCCCAAUUACAAUGGUGCCCCCUCAUGGCAGAUACAGACGGUGGGCAGUUCAUCUUCCACCAAAAGCCCUUCUCAGAAAAGCCCCACACCUGUGUUCUCUGGCUUUGGUUUCUUCUCUAAAGACAACCUGGCAGGGGAUAAAGCAGCUAUCUCUUCAGUGUUCAAAAGGUUCUUGGAAGAGCACAAUCAUAAGAAAAAGCAGUCCGGUUGGGAGAAUGGCAGAGAGAUGGAAACCAAUGGUGGGGAUGUGGAGCGGGAGAAAGGGAAUGGCAUGAAGGCCUCUGGGGGCAUCUUUGACAGAGAGCCCGACAAAGGGGAGAAUGAGAAGUACAGGGAAGACUUUGACGAUGAGGGGAAUGUGUCGUUGAACCGCUUCUUGAAAGCCUCCCCUUUCUUUUCCUGCGAUGGCGAGGAAGAGGAGUUGAUACCCAAGCCCCGUCCCAAGGUGCUCCGCAAAGAGCAUGACCGGGAGGACGACGAGUCGCCCAAGCCCAAGAGCAAAGUCACCCUCUCGGCCCGCGAGCUAUUUGAAGAGCGCUUCGGCAAGUGGGAGGACCUGGCCAACUUGCAGGCGGCUGCCAAAUAUGAUGAUCUUGAUGCCAUGGCGGAGGAGAUUUACCGCAGCCGGAAGCAGGAGAAGGCUGCGGCCAUAGCUGCGGCCCUGGCCAAGAGAGAGGCCAUUGCGGGCAUGCUCAGAGGCUUCUCCCCGGAGAACGUCAGCAAAGACAGCAGGAAGGAGAAAGCUGCCUCCAGCCCGUCCCCCACACCCGCACCAUGGAGGAUCUCUGACCGAGAGAUGUUCGUGGUCAGGGGGGAGGACUCUCCCCCAAGGGCCUCUGAGAAAAGAGGAGCGGAGUUCAGUGUCAGAAUGGAUUCUCUCAGAGAUGACAUGGCAAGCUCCUCGGGUUUUAUGGUUGGUGAGCGAAGGUCAUCACGGGAUCUUGUGCAUCCUACUAAAAAGGAGCAGAAGUUUCGCUCUGUCUUCCAGCACAUUCAGGCCACACAGUUACAAAGGAGUCCCUCAGAGCUGUUUGCACAGCACAUUGUCACCAUUGUCCACUACAUAAAAGCACAGCACUUUCCGUCCAACGGAAUGACUCUAAACGAGCGAUUUGCCAUGUACCAAAGAAGAGCUGCACAAAAGGAAAUGAUGACGCCAAGAAAGAGCCCCGAGAUACACAGGAUAAUUGAUGUUUCUCUCAGUGCUUUUAAGAAACACUCUCACCUGUUUGAGAGGAUGAAAAACUCCGGGGAUGGCAGUUACAAGGACGAAGGUAAAAAAAUUAAGGGUGACUCAAUGGACCUUCGUCUGGAUAUUGAGCGCCGUAAAAAAUAUUCCACCCGGGAGAGAGAUUAUAAACAGGAUGGGGGGAGAGAUUCAGGAGACUCCCCAGACGCUAGCAUGGAUAGGUCCGCUGAGAAAUCCUCCAAGCACCACAAGAAGUCCAACUCUUCCUCCAGGAAAAACAAGAAGAAGCAAUCUCGCUCUCGCUCCUCCUCUUCAUCUGCCGAAUCUCACAGGGGAGGAGACUAUCCCCACAAGGAGCCUGAGCUCAAAGACGAGGGCUUUAACAAGGCCAGGCUGGGGCCUCGGGGGGACUAUGGCGGCCCCACGGAGAGGGGACGAGGACGCGGAGGCUUUCAAUUUAGAAUAAGAGGAAGGGGCUGGAACAGGGGAAAUGACCAGGGAAACAAUGCUAACGGUAAUCCCCCUAACAUGGCCAUACCAGUUCACCCCAAGAAUGAGGACUUGGAUCCAGAGUACACCCCCAAGAGCCGAAAAUACUACUUGCAUGAUGUCAGGGAGGGCGAGAGGAAGUGGGUGGACAACCGAGGACGGGGGAACUUCCUGCGUGGCAGCAGGGGCCGUUUCAUUAUCCGGAAGGCCAGCGUUGGCCCACCCAACAACAAAAGCAGCCCCAAGUGGACACAUGACAAGUUCCAGGUCAACGGGGGGGAGGAGGAGGGCGAGCCCCAGGAGGAGGUAAUGGAGCAGGACCACAAAGACCAGGAGAAGUCUGAAGACAUUGAAAACACUGAGCAGUGAGGGAGAACAGGGAGAGAGAAACAUUGUCCCAGCACAGUGGCAAUGUUCUACUGUCUUAAGUCAUCUGGGUCGUGUUCAAAUGGAUGAAAACAGACUGAAACAGGGGAGGAAAGAACUACCUGGACUUGUCCAGUAACAAACAUUGUCUAAUAAGAAACUACCUGGACUUGUCCAAUAAGAAAAGACCCUGCUCUCAGCCUUUAUCCAUCACAAUGGCUGGACUUGGGAGAGAGUUACCCGUGCACAAAUACACACAUUAGGAAUCAAUCAGGACUCUCUUUGACACAAUAUCUUUAUGCAACAUUAUGUUAUACUUUUGUCAGGGUAUAGCUAACUUGUGUUUUAUCUGCUUAUAGUAGAAACACUGUUAGACAGUGAACUGCUGUGUUGGAAAAGGAACUAUACGUAACCAACCUCUGCGCUUGAUAGGUUAGCACUAUGAACAGUGCAUUGUGGCGUGUUAUGCCUCUUAGUACAGGGCUGAUGCAACAUUGCAUAACACUUUUUUUAUAUCUUGAUGCGAGAAAGUCACACCUUUUUGCAAAGCACGACGAGGAUAUUUUUGUGCCUUAGACUUGUUCAAAUAUGUCAGACACAUAUUUAUCUAAUUAAAUUACUUUUGAGGCCAAACAGAUUAAUACUAUACUAGAAUAUACACAUUUAAAUUAUUUAUUAUACAGUAGUGAUAAAUCGUACACUAUUAUCCGUCAACCGCAGAAAAUGCAGUAUACUGUUUUAGGAUUUAACAAUGUAACCUACGGAUUUAAAUACGUAGCAUUCAACUACUUAACAUUCAACUUUGUAGCAUGUUUUUGGAUUCUACCAGGGUAAAGUACAGCUAGAGGCAAUCAAGCCCUUUUUACAUGACAACUGGGACAGUUUCUAAUGGUCUAUAUGGUUUAGGCCGUAUGGUUUAUAGUGGUCUUGCUAGUCCAGCAUCUUGCAAAUGACCCCUUUGACAAUGGGACCAAUUCGGGUCAAAGGUUAUAUUCUACAGACCUGCAUUGUGGAGCGAAGCAGAUGCUCACAGUCCCCCAGAAGAGCAAACAGCAGUGGUGGAAAAAGUACCCAAUCGUCAUACUUGAGUAAAAGUAAAGAUACCUUAAUAGAAAAUGACUCAAAAAGUUGAGUCACCCAGUAUAAUUCUACUUGAGUAAAAGUCUAAAAGCAUUUGAUUUAAAAUAUUUUAAGUAUCAAAAGUUAAUUUAAAAAUAUACUUUAAAGUAUAAAUCAUUUAAAAUUCCUUAUCAAACCAGACAGCACCAUUUUCUUGUUUUUUAAUUUAUGGAUAGCCAGGGGCACACUCCAACACUCAGACAUAAUUAACAAAAGCAUGUGUUCUAUGAGUCCGCCAGAUCAGAGGCAAUAGGGUCAGGGACAUUCUCUUGAUAAGUGCGUGAAUUGGACCAUUGUCCUGUCCUGCUAAGCAUUCAAAAUGUAAAGAGUACUUUUGGGUGUCAGGGAAAAUGUGUGGAGUAAAAAGUACAUUAUUUUCUUUAGGAAUGUAGUGAAGUCCAACUUAUAAAUAGUAAAGUACAGAUACCCCAAAAAACGACUUAGGUAGUACUUUAAAGUAUUUUUCACUUAAGUACUUUACACCACUGGCAAACAGAGACUGUUAUUAAAUAAAUUGGCAUACCCUGUCUGCAAAGUCACAAUGGGCUACCUGGACGUUUGUUAUCUUGUCUAGUGUGUUGAGAAUCCUGUAUUGGUUUGUUAUAUCUUGUACAUUUCAGAACUGUUAACUUAGUCUUGGGUUGGGUGUGUACUACGUAUUAAUGUCUCACCAUUGGAAGUCUGUGCCUCAGAAAUACCUUUGCAAAGUCAUUCAUUUAACUUUUGAUUAGGCGACAAUUUGUAAUUAUUUGUAGCAAUCAAUGCUUCCUUUGUAUAUUAAGAACAUUUGGUGAUUGAUUAGAUCAUGGCACACUCAAUGCUUUGAUGUGAUAGGUUUUCUUCAUUGAAUGGGGACUUUGCCCCUUGUGUAACGUCUAUGUUAAGUUUGGAUUGCAGAGUACACUGUGUGGGGUGCAACACAGUCAACUUUAGUUAAAUAUAAAAUAUAUUUUAAGGUAUUUGGUAAUUAUUUUUGCUGUUCAAGAAAAUAUAGAAAAAGUAGACUGUUGCACUCUUUGGAUUUGUAUGUCUUGCUGUGGGAGGCACUUCUCUUUAAUAUACAUGAUAAACGUUGUGGUUGACACAUUCAUGUUCACUUUUAUGUGGUUGGGGGCAAUAACUUUUUUAAAUGGUUCCUAUAGCCAAUGUUUUUCAGAUGUAAAUUAAAAAGAACUUUGGUUAAUUUAA